Molecule: messenger RNA, 720 nt
Organism: Schistocerca serialis cubense
Lineage: Eukaryota; Metazoa; Arthropoda; Insecta; Orthoptera; Acrididae
Product: cilia- and flagella-associated protein 418-like
Exons: 3
Coding region: 78-617 (179 amino acids)
Cellular component (GO): cytosol
Source: RefSeq, a predicted model, not a curated record
UGUGUUAACACUCGGCUUCCUCUUUUGUACACAAUUUUCCACGGCUGUUUUACAUACAACAUUUCGUUGUUGUUACGAUGGCAGACGAUAUUGAUGAAUUGUUGGAAGAGGUAGAAAAUAAAUUUUUUAAAAACAAGCCCAGGGAUAAUUUACAAAAAAGCGAAAGUGAUGUAACUUCACUGGACAGCAUUCUUUUUGAUAUUGGAGAAUAUGAGUCAUUAAAUGGUGAGGUUUUUUCUGAACAAAUGAGGAAUCCAAGAACACAAAGGAAAUGUUUCCCAGUGUAUUUAAGUGGAACACAGAUCAGCAAAGGAUGUACAACUGCAGGAGAAAUAAGGGCAUGUGACAAGCUACAUUGCACAUCCUGUGACUUCUCAGUAGCCGUUUAUGGGAACAUGGCAUGGAGAGAUGGUACGGAUUACUUAUUCCUUCGAACAAACAUGCCAGAUUUUGCCAAAGUGAGCACAAAUCUCAAAACUGCAGAACAGUGGCAGGCUUAUGCUUGCCAAUGCUGCCACCAAUCAACACGUGAACUUGUUGACCUAAAUACAUUGCCAACCAUUCAGUGGAUCUGCAAAGGUCAUUCCACAAAAGAUACAAAACAUAGCAGUUCCUGAAUGUCUGUUAUUAUUCUUAUGUAAUUUGUAGCAGUUUUAAGAUGUUGCUGUAGCUCUCAUAGUAUACUUUAAAUUCUUCAAUUACAAAAGAGAUUUCACUGCA